Molecule: messenger RNA, 1193 nt
Organism: Pangasianodon hypophthalmus (striped catfish)
Lineage: Eukaryota; Metazoa; Chordata; Actinopteri; Siluriformes; Pangasiidae
Gene: myl1
Product: myosin, light chain 1, alkali; skeletal, fast
Exons: 6
Coding region: 101-694 (197 amino acids)
Cellular component (GO): myosin II complex; contractile muscle fiber
Molecular function (GO): calcium ion binding
Source: RefSeq, a predicted model, not a curated record
CAUAUAUACAUCCAUGCUUUCUGUAGGAGCGCCGAGCAUCCUCCAGGUCGUGGUCCACUCCCUCCCCAGUGGUGUAAAACACUUACUCUCCAGCUAAACAAUGGCACCCAAGAAGGACGUUAAGAAGCCAGAGCCUGCAAAGAAGGCCGAGCCCGCACCUGCACCUGCACCUGCCCCUGCCCCUGCCGCAGAACCCGAGGCCAAACCCAAAGAAGCACCAGUCGAUCUGUCUUCAGUCAAGGUUCAGUUCACCCCAGACCAGCUGGAGGACUACAGGGAAGCCUUUGGCCUUUUCGACAGAGUCGGCGACAAUAAGGUCGCCUACAACCAGAUCGCUGACAUCAUGCGCGCUCUGGGCCAAAACCCCACCAACAAGGAAGUGAACAAGAUCCUGGGCAACCCCAGUGCUGAGGAGCUGGCCAAUAAGAGAGUGGAGUUCGAGACUUUCCUGCCCAUGCUUCAGUUUAUUGUGAACAGCCCCAACAAGGGUACCUUUGAGGACUACGUUGAAGGUCUGCGUGUCUUCGAUAAGGAGGGUAACGGCACAGUGAUGGGCGCUGAGCUGCGCAUUGUCCUCUCAACACUGGGUGAGAGAAUGACGGAGGCUGAGGUCGACGCUCUCAUGGCUGGCCAGGAGGACGAGAACGGCUGCGUCAACUAUGAGGCUUUCGUGAAACACAUCAUGUCCGUGUAAGAAGUAACAGUUGUGAGGAAGCUCGUCUAUUUCUCCCGACCCCAUGGUGUCAGGACGUCCAUGCACUGUUUCCACCACCAACAGGGAAACAAAUUUAGAUGAAAGGACUAUGGGAUGUCAUUUUUAAGCCAUUCUUUUUGUCUAUGUUUUUUCCCUUCUUUUUGUGUCCACAUUUGGAAGCCUUUUUUUUGUGUUGCUCGUGCCAGCGAGUCUCUCCACAGUGGGGCAGUAACGAGGCAUAAAACGGGGUGCUCUCUUUGACAGUGUACCCCAGACACAUACAUGCAUACUCACACACACACUCACACACUCACUCUCUCUCACAUACACACACACACAGACACACACACAAACUCCCUCCUUGUCGUCCGAAGGUGCUAAUGUACACCGCCUCCACUGUGGACUGGUCGCUGAACCGCCCUCCUCUCCCCUUUGCCCCAGAGUCUUAAUUUAUUUUUUGCCUCUGUCAUUUCUCAUAAUAAACUUUUCACAAAUUCCA